This is a messenger RNA of Condylostylus longicornis, 578 nucleotides long. Its product is annotated as general odorant-binding protein 56a-like. The record is from RefSeq and is a predicted model, not a curated record. Bases 84 to 482 code for a protein of 132 amino acids. The transcript has 2 exons. Gene Ontology annotation, biological process: sensory perception of smell. NCBI's taxonomy places the organism in Eukaryota, Metazoa, Arthropoda, Insecta, Diptera, Dolichopodidae. Gene Ontology annotation, molecular function: odorant binding.
CAUUUUAGCACUUCUGUCAGUCAUAUCCUGUUAGUCAAACUAUAUACAAUUAAGUUGUAGAAUAUCAAAAUACAAAGUAGAUUAUGAAAAUUAUCACAUUUUAUUUAACUUUGCUUUCGAUAGUUCUAUCGGUAAAGCUUAUUGAUGCUGAUCAGAUGGUUGAUACACUUAUCAAAAAUGGUUUAGAAUGUCUUUCAGAAACUCGACUUGACAGAAAUGACUUGGAGAAAUUAAUCCGACAAGAUUUAAAAAAUCCAACUGAAAAUCAAAAAUGUUUUGCAAAAUGUGUAGUUGAUAAAGCACAAUUCGUUAAAAAUGGUGAAUUAGAUCAAAAUACAAUACGUGGUAUAUUAUUAAAAGAUCAUUCAAAGGAAUGGACUGAACGCCUUAUUAAUGCUUGUCCAUACCCAAAUGGUAAAAGUGAUUGUUCAUCAGCAUUUGACUUGGCUGUUUGUUAUAAUAAAGAAAGGAAAAGAGCUUAAAAGAACCAGAAUAAAGUAGGAUAUAUUUUAUUUUGUUAAUAUGUAAAUAAUUUUUGUUAUAAAAUAAAAUUUAUAUAAUAAUCAGGUUAUAUUGAA